GAGAGCCCUUUCAAAUUUGCCGCACAUGAUCGGACGGCCACAAAUCCACAGAUCAAAAAUAUGGCCGUUGAGAGGAAGCCCUCUCUGAUAAAUUAAAUACCGGCAUUUGUCUUCUGCUUCAGCCUUUGAAUUCUCACUGUUUACUUUCUUUCAUUUGUGCGAGACGACAAAAAAAUAAACUAAUCACAGGCUCAAUAGAUUAUAUAUUAUAUCAAAUUUUGGGUAUUUAAUGGCUUCGAGACCUGUUCUUCAACAAAACAUAGCAGCGGCAGACGGAGGAGAAGAAGCAGUAAAGCAGAAAAACAUGGCAGCUGGUGAAGGGAGGAAUCGACGUGCGCUUGGUGAUAUUGGGAAUCUUGUUACUGUCCAUGGAAUCGAGGGAAAGCAGCAGCAAAUCCCUCGAGUCAUUCGCCCCGUUACAAGUUUCUGUGCGCAAUUGCUUGCUAAUGCACAAGCAGCUGCUGAGAACAAGAAACAAAGGGCUGUAAUUGGGGACGGGGUUGUGGCACAUAAGGCUGUUCAUCAAAAGAAAGUCACUGUUAUGCCAAAGGCUGAAGAUAUAAUCGUAAUUAGUCCAGACACCGAAGAGGUGAAGAAAGUUGACAGACACUUGAACAAGAAGAAGGCCAUUGAAGGGUCUUCAAAAAAGAAAAGCCAGACAUUUACAUCAACUCUCACAGCAAGGAGCAAGGCUGCUGCUUUUGGAAUAACUAGAAUACCCAAGGAGCAGAUUGUGGAUAUUGAUGCUGCAGAUGCCAACAAUGAGCUGGCAGCAGUUGAAUAUGUUGAGGAUAUGUACAAGUUCUAUAAGCUUGUUGAGCAUGAGAGCCGGGUUUUCGACUACAUAGAUUUCCAGCCCGAGAUCAAUGAGAAAAUGAGAGCCAUACUUGUAGACUGGUUGAUUGAAGUUCACAACAAAUUUGAGCUGAUGCCAGAGACCCUUUAUCUUACAAUCAACAUAGUGGAUCGCUACCUGGCAACCAAGUCAGUGGCAAGGAAGGAACUGCAGUUGGUAGGCAUUAGUUCAAUGCUUUUAGCCUCUAAAUAUGAGGAGAUCUGGGCACCUGAAGUGAAUGAUUUCACUAAAAUCUCAGACAAUGCUUACACUAAUCAACAAGUGCUUGUUAUGGAGAAGAAAAUCCUCAGCAGGCUUGAAUGGAAUUUGACUGUCCCUACUCCUUACGUAUUCCUCGUUCGCUUCAUCAAGGCCUCUAUUCCAAAUGAACCUGCUGUGGAGAAUAUGGCCUAUUUCUUGGCUGAGCUAGGCUUGAUGAAUUAUGCAACGGUUAUGUACUGUCCAUCAAUGCUUGCAGCUUCUGCAGUUUACGGGGCACGUUGCACUCUGGACACGGCUCCUUUCUGGAAUGAGACACUCAAACUGCAUACUGGUUUUUCAGAGCAACAACUAAUGGACUGUGCUAGAGCGCUUGUUAGGUUCCACUCAUGUGCAGCAGAAAACAAACUGAGAGUGAUUUACAGGAAAUACUCUCUUGCUGAGCGAGGAGCUGUUGCCUUGCUCCCACCGGCAAAAGCUCUCCUGAAUGUUGCUGCUUCGCCACACUCGUGAGUCACAAAAACCAGAUGAAAAUUAUCCUACUUAAGUAAUUUUCAGAUUGAGUGUUGUUUAGACAUGAUGAAAAACAAUAUUUUCACCAGGAUUUAGUUUCACAACAUAUGAAUAUAUAUAUAUCAGUGUGUUUAUUAUGCUAA
Messenger RNA from Daucus carota subsp. sativus, 1710 nucleotides. RefSeq names its product G2/mitotic-specific cyclin S13-7. The record is from RefSeq and is a predicted model, not a curated record. Lineage: Eukaryota; Viridiplantae; Streptophyta; Magnoliopsida; Apiales; Apiaceae. The transcript has 8 exons. Gene Ontology annotation, molecular function: cyclin-dependent protein serine/threonine kinase regulator activity. Gene Ontology annotation, cellular component: cytoplasm; cyclin-dependent protein kinase holoenzyme complex; nucleus. Bases 230 to 1567 code for a protein of 445 amino acids. Gene Ontology annotation, biological process: mitotic cell cycle phase transition; regulation of cyclin-dependent protein serine/threonine kinase activity.